AUGCCCCUGAAGAUGUCAAAUUUUGAUGAAGCCACGCCGAGCUUCAAUUUCACAGCUACACAAGAUUGGUUUUCCUUCAAUAUCGAAACCUGGAGGUCGCUCUUCAAGUUCGUCCAAUCGCCAAACCCUCGAGUAUUAGAGAUUGGAUCCUGGGAAGGGAGAUCCGCCGUGUUCCUCUUAACGGAACUAUGCGCGGGAGGUGGUGAAAUUGUAUGCGCCGACCACUUUGAUCUCAUGAAGACCACUGCUGGGCGGGAGCGUUACCAGAAAGUCGUGCAUAAUUUAUCCCUGACAGGAAAACCAUUCCGCAUCCUCGACGAAUUCAGUGUUCCGGCACUCAUGACCCUCCUACGGGAAGAAAUGUCUUCCACGAACCCUGGAUAUGAUUGGAUAUACGUAGAUGGAUCUCAUGAAGCGGACGACACCUUUCUUGAUGGCGAGUUGGUCUGGAGACUAGCCAAGCAAGGUGCCGUGAUCGUGUUCGACGAUUACCAUUGGGAUAAAGAGCCAGAGAAUAGCAUUCAUCACCCGAAGCGAGGGAUUGACGCAUUUCUGACGCUUCACGCAGGAGAGUUUGAACUGCUCUCGAGCCCAUUGCAGUACCAGCUAGUCCUCCAGAAAACAUCUGAGAUGCGAAUCGGGUUUCUCUCGAAGGAAAACAUUGACCAUGGGCUGGAGAAUGUCCUAGGAUAUAGCAUCCACAUCGCUUUGACUGUUGAUUCUGCUUAUGCAAUGGCAGCAGCCGUUGUCAUCCGCAGUACCAUCGUUCACACAACUGGACGACUCACCUUCUAUGUGGUAGACCUGGGCCUCACUGAUGAAGAUCGAGGGAGAUUGGAGGGAUUUUCCGAGAACAGGGAUGUAACCAUCGUCUUCAUUUCGCUGCCAACCAACAGCAUCACCGCUAAGCACGGAGCCACCUUUGCGAAGAUCGAUAUGAUUCCAAUCCUGCCGGUCGAACGUGUCCUAUACCUGGAUGCAGACGUACUUGUUAGAGCCAAUUUACAGCCAUUGUGGGCUACGGACCUGAAGAGAAACUCAAUUGCAGCGGUUACCGAUAUCGGAUUUCCAAUGGGACAUGAAGGGUUGCAGAGGGGUUCGUAUUUCAAUGCAGGUGUAAUAUUGAUGAACCUUACGAAGAUUCGACAUCGCUUCAAUGUGCUGAAAGCCACAGCCGAAGAGAUGAUGCAAAGCAAAUUCCGCGACCAGGACGCAUUGAACAGACAUUUCAUGAAUGACUGGCUGCCACUGUCACUUAAGUGGAAUGCUCAAGGAUUAGGAACAUAUGCCAGUCUGCCAUCCCCCGACCGAGCUUCCAUGGAUAUAUCGCCAAUGCAGGACCCAUCCAUAGUUCACUUCACAGGCCCUGUCAGUCCAGCACUAGAACAUGUGCUCAAUCCGUAUGUUCAGCCAUAUACCGCGAAGCCGUGGGGAUAUGCCGGCGCACCGGGAAAUCCAUACAAGGAGGAGUGGUGGAAGCUGGUGGACCAGACAGAAUGGAGCGGGUGGAGAACUUCGGAAGCCUAUUGUAAGGCGAAUGCAUUAGCAAAGGAUAAGGCAAUCCGCGAGGCUGUUGAACGAUUCCAGCAGAAAAUUAUCGAAAGCCAUAUCACAUUGUAA
Molecule: messenger RNA, 1620 nt
Organism: Fibroporia radiculosa
Lineage: Eukaryota; Fungi; Basidiomycota; Agaricomycetes; Polyporales; Fibroporiaceae
Exons: 1
Coding region: 1-1620 (539 amino acids)
Molecular function (GO): glycosyltransferase activity
Source: RefSeq, a predicted model, not a curated record